AUGGCGAUGGCUGAGGGAAAGCUAGAAUGGAGGAUAAACGUAAGUGACGGAAGAACUGAGAGUUUAGAGCCGGAAUCUGGACCAGUUCGCAGACUUUGGUUGCGUUUAAAAUGUGUUAUUUUCAGAGAAUUGAUUCUGAAGAUAUGGAGAUUCUUGGAGAAGGCUUGGAGCAUAGCAGUUGCUGAGCCCAAGAAGGUUAUUCAUGGUGUCAAAGUCGGGCUGGCACUUUCCAUUGUCUCUCUUCUUUACUAUAUGAGACCUCUUUAUGAAGGCGUUGGUGGAAAUGCCAUGUGGGCAGUAAUGACCGUUGUGGUAGUUUUUGAAUCCACUGUCGGAGCAACACUCUGUAAAUGUAUAAAUAGAGCAACAGGAACAUUUCUAGCUGGAUCACUAGGUGUUGGUGUUAAUUGGGUUGCAAAUCAAUCCGGAGAUCAAUUAGAACCCGUAGUUCUUGGGGCUUUCGUUUUUUUCUUUGCUUCAGCAGCAACUUUCUCUCGGUUUGUGCCAUCAGUAAAAGCUCGGUUCGAUUAUGGUGCCAUGAUCUUCAUUCUUACGUUCAGCUUAGUCUCUGUUUCAGGCUACCGGGUAGAGAAACUACUAGCUCUUGCUCACCAAAGAGUAUCCACAAUAGCUAUUGGGGCAUCUAUCUGUAUUUUUAUAAGCAUGCUGUUCUGUCCCAUUUGGGCAGGUGAGGAGCUUCAUCUUCUCAUCCAACGUAACCUGGGCAAGCUUGCUGAUUCCUUGGACGGUUGUAUGGCUGAGUAUUUCAGAGACAACGAAAGUUCGACAGUCAAUGGAGAAGACGCCAGCAAGAAAAUGCAAGGAUACAAAUGUGUUCUUAACUCAAAGGCAACAGAAGAAUCUAUGGCCAAUUUUGCGAGAUGGGAACCAGCACAUGGGCGCUUCAACUUUCGACAUCCAUGGAAACAAUACCUCAAGGUUGGGGCUUCAAUGCGCAGCUGCGCUUACUGCAUUGAAACUCUCAACAGCUGUAUCAAUUCAGAAAUUCAGGCGCCUGAACACCUAAAGAAGCUUAUGAAGAGGGCCUGCAUGAAUCUGACCUCCGUUUCUUCAAGUAUCCUAAAAGAACUGGCAAUUACAUUGAAGACAAUGAGAAAACCAUCAAAGAUAGAUUUCUUUGUUUCAGAGAUGAACUUUGCCGUACAAGAACUCCAAGAUACAUUGAAGUCUAUCCCGAACCAUCUUAAUGCAAACUCAUUGACGACAACACCAGAAACUGAUUCUCAAGAAACCAAAGUAGAAGCUGUGAUAAAAAUUAUCAAUGUUCCACCUCUCAUGGAGAUUCUUCCUCUGACUACUAUGGCGUCUCUGUUGCUUGAAAACGCAUCAAGAAUCCAAGGGGUUGCCAGUAUGAUUGAUGAACUGGCGACUCUUGCAGAAUUCAGGCCUGCAUCUAACAAGAAGCAGAAACAAAAUGAACUCUGCACUAACAGACCUGUUCAAGAAAACCGAGUCUGA
This is a messenger RNA of Carica papaya (papaya), 1479 nucleotides long. RefSeq names its product aluminum activated malate transporter family protein. NCBI's taxonomy places the organism in Eukaryota, Viridiplantae, Streptophyta, Magnoliopsida, Brassicales, Caricaceae. The record is from RefSeq and is a predicted model, not a curated record. Gene Ontology annotation, biological process: malate transport.